AAAUUGUGUGUAUAAGCUACAUUAUCCAAGAUGUCUAGCAUGAAAUCACGCCGGAAGAAGGGUGGGCGCGUGCAGCGUCUUACGUCAAAUGUAUUUGCCAUGUUUGACCAGGCACAGAUACAAGAGUUCAAGGAAGCUUUCAACAUGAUUGAUCAAAACAGAGAUGGUUAUGUUGAUAAAGACGAUCUGCAAGAUGUCAUGGUGUCCCUAGGCAAGGAUCCCUCCGACGAUUAUUUAGAGAAGAUGAUCGCUGAAGCUCCUGGACCAAUCAACUUUACCAUGUUCCUGACCUUAUUCGGUGACAAAUUGAAUGGAACUGAUCCGGAAGAGGUUAUUCGGAACGCCUUUACUUGUUUCGAUGACAAACAUUCCGGUUAUCUGCCCGAGGAAUACCUCCGCGAGUGUUUGAUGUCCAUGGGCGAUCGGUGGUCUGAGGAUAUGGUUGAUGAACUCUUUCACGGGGCCCCAAUUAAAGAUGGCCGCUUUGACUACAACGAAUUCACGCGUACACUGAAACAUGGAUCACGUGACAAGAAGGAUGACGACAUACCGGAUAUUCAACCUGAGUCGCAGAAGACACCCCCGGAAGUACCACCAAAACCUUCGAAAGCUUAGAGUUUCUUUUUUUAUCUCAUAAAUAUGGUGAAUAAUUCCAAAGUUUAUAUUUCUUAUUUUUAUCAUUUACAACUUUAAGAUUUGUGCAUUCGCCUUUUGAAGUAAACCAGAAACCAGUUUUGUUUGUUCGUCUCUUUAAACAAAAAAUGGCUCAACUAAACUUAUGUAAGCGGGACCACUAUGUGUUGUCAAAAAUUCUCUAAAAGUUAGAUGACGCAGAACGAAACCCCUCUUUAUCAAGCUGAUUAGAUCAAUAUUUUAUCUAGUAUUUUAUGUUCUACAUCAGUAUUUUAUGUUGUCUGGUGCUCUUUCCACCAUUUUCCGCAGUAACAUAAGUAGGGAGCCAGACAACGUUUUUAUUUAUACAACAUUAUCUUGCGACAAAACGCCUACAAUCAAGAAAUAUCAGUGAAAAAAUCUCUAAAAAUGUGUCUUUCUAAUGGAAAACGGUGGUCUUCAGUAAAAAGUCGCAACUUUUCGACCCUUUCGCCAAUUUCGGAUAAAGUUUACAAAUGAAACAUUAUAACUGCAUUAAUGGCGGAUCUUUCCUUUCUCAUAAACUACGAUUUUGUUUAUUUAAAUUUUCUAAAUGUUUUAUGACUUUUUGAAAUAUCUGAACUAUUUUGAUUAGCAGACUUUUUCAUAUUUAAUUAGCAGAGUUUUACUAUGUGUUUGGUCAUUAAAAACAAUGCAUUUAUUGUAAGCUCAUAUGUUACUGCUUAAACAAUAAAAUAUAUGAAAAGAUA
Molecule: messenger RNA, 1361 nt
Organism: Ruditapes philippinarum (Manila clam)
Lineage: Eukaryota; Metazoa; Mollusca; Bivalvia; Venerida; Veneridae
Product: myosin regulatory light chain 12B-like
Exons: 5
Coding region: 31-615 (194 amino acids)
Cellular component (GO): cytoplasm; myosin II complex
Molecular function (GO): calcium ion binding; myosin heavy chain binding
Source: RefSeq, a predicted model, not a curated record